Molecule: messenger RNA, 1584 nt
Organism: Ailuropoda melanoleuca (giant panda)
Lineage: Eukaryota; Metazoa; Chordata; Mammalia; Carnivora; Ursidae
Gene: GJB4
Product: gap junction protein beta 4
Exons: 2
Coding region: 163-963 (266 amino acids)
Biological process (GO): cell-cell signaling
Cellular component (GO): connexin complex
Molecular function (GO): gap junction channel activity
Source: RefSeq, a predicted model, not a curated record
ACAAAAGCUGCCUCCAGGAGGCCCCCAGGCAGACAGACAAGCCCAGGGGCCGGAGUCGCUGCUAGACCUGAGAAAGGCUCUCCCAGCCUCGUGGCCCCCACGCCCCGAGUGAGUGCUCACGGGUGCAGACGGUCCACGAGAGGAAGCAAGGGCACGGUCAGCAUGAACUGGGCGUCCCUGCAGGGCCUCCUGAGCGGGGUCAACAAGUACUCCACGGCUCUGGGCCGCAUCUGGCUGUCGGUGGUGUUCAUCUUCCGCGUGCUGGUGUACGUGGUGGCCGCCGAGGAGGUGUGGGAUGACGAGCAGAAGGACUUCGAAUGCAACACCAAGCAGCCGGGCUGCACCAACGUCUGCUACGACGAGUUCUUCCCCGUGUCCCACGUGCGCCUCUGGGCCCUGCAGCUCAUCCUGGUCACCUGCCCCUCGCUGCUCGUGGUCAUGCACGUGGCCUACCGCCAGGAGCGCGAGCGCCGGCACCGCCAGAAGCACGGGCCCAACGCCCCGUCCCUGUACGACAACCCGAGCAAGAAGCGAGGCGGCCUCUGGUGGACCUACCUGCUGAGUCUCGUCUUCAAGGCCGCCGUCGACGCCGGCUUCCUCUACGUCUUCCACCGCCUCUACCAGGACUACGACAUGCCCCGGGUGGUGGCCUGCUCCGAGUCGCCUUGCCCCCACACGGUGGACUGCUACAUCGCCCGACCCACGGAGAAGAAGGUCUUCACCUACUUCAUGGUGGCCACAGCCGUGAUCUGCAUCCUGCUCAGCGUCAGUGAGGUCACCUACCUGGUGGGCAAGAGGUGCCUGGAGACCUUCAGUCCGAGGCGCAAGCGGUCUCGGCACCGGGAUCACCUGUCUGACACAUGCCCCCCGUACGUCCUCUCCCAGGGAGAGCGCCCCCAAGAUGGGAACUCUGUCCUAAUGAAGGCUGGGUCGGCCACGAUGGAUGCAGGUGGGUUUCCAUGACCUGUGAGGUCGGUAGCGAGGACCACCAGGGCCAUGGCCUGCUCCCUGAAGCCACAGCAGGGCAGGGGAGGAAGAUGCUUGCAGGGCUCGGGAACCCCCCCUGGGGGCCAGUGCUGGAGAGCCGUUUGGUCUCUGGGUCAGGAGCCCCAGGGGAGGGAGGUUGACGGCUGAUGGGAAUUUUGUAUAUGGCAAUGGGGUAUGUGAAAACCGUUAAUAAAUACGAUUUUCCCAGUAUGUUGUAGACCAGGUGGGGCGUGGCAGGUAGAAGUGUCAGGGGGUUUCACCAUGGACCUCAGAAAGGAGGCCACAACCACUCACUGGGCACCUGAGCCCCGGGACCUCAGAUCCAAGCUCAUCACACACACAUACACACACACACGCACGCACACACAUACACAACACACGCCACACACACACACACGCACACAGCGCACCCCCAGGAAUGCCGAGAGGCCGCUCCAGGGGUCUCUGGACUCUGCAAGCAGCUGGCCGAGGCCAGAGGAGUGGGACCCCAGGAGACCCUGGGUCCAGCAUGGCUCUGUUCUCAGUCGGAGUCCCUCAGGUGAAUGCAUGUGGUUCGGGAGGCCUCUGCCUCCGCCAUUCCAGCCUCCCUCACCCUGC